AUGUUCAGGAGACAUAAGUCCAGCACUCUUGAGCACAAGAAAGAUCUUGCCAUCCAGGGAUCAGUAUUGCCUGCACCUCAUAAUGACAUGAAAAGUUUUUUCAACUUAUCCCAGCUUGUACUUACUGCUGGCCACCUAAGACCACUGCCAGUUCUUAGACAUUCAAAAAUCACUUACGUUGAAGUGGAGAUUCUUGAUGCCCACAGCAAAAAGCAGAUCUGUGUAGUGGAUAAGAUGCCACCAUCAUCAACACUUCUUGAUGUAAAACAUAAGUUUCACAAAAUAUGUCCACAAUGGUACCCAUCUCGGAUAGGCCUGCGACUAGAACGCAAUGGGCCAUAUUUAAGAGAUUCUGCUAAUGUAAAGAGUCUUGCAGCAUCUUCUAUUAUUACACUGUAUUUCACAGACAUGGGACAGCAAGUUAGCUGGAUAACAGUUUUUCUAACUGAAUAUACAGGUCCUCUUCUAAUCUAUCUGCUGUUUUAUUUUCGCUUCUCAACUGUUUACGAUGCAAAAGAAAGUGCAAGAUGUUUACGGCAUCCUGUGGUUCAUUUGGCCUGCAUCUGUCACUGUUUACAUUAUAUCAGGCUGCUUCUGGAAACUCUCUUUGUGCACAAGAUUUCAGAAGGACAUACACCACUGAAAAAUAUGAUCAAG
This is a messenger RNA of Thamnophis sirtalis, 657 nucleotides long. NCBI's taxonomy places the organism in Eukaryota, Metazoa, Chordata, Lepidosauria, Squamata, Natricidae. The record is from RefSeq and is a predicted model, not a curated record.